AUGCUUGUAACGUUCGUGCUGGACACGAGUGCGUCGAUGAAUCAGAGCACGAGCUCAGGCAUGACGUUACUGGAUUAUGCCAAAUCAGCGAUAGAACGAUUUGUGAAACGCGUACGUGAUCCAAGUCGGCGUUAUCAGCACCACUUUAUGCUGCUCUCGUGCGGUCGCGACGGUCGAAUGAAAGCCAAGAAGAACUCGGACGGGGCUGCUCUUUAUAGCGGUCGUGUACGUGUGGGAUGGGAUCAGUCCACUAAUAAAGAGGUUUUUCUUCAAGAGCUCAAGAAUCUUCGGGCUACGGAUCUGAGCGACGUGGGCGCUGCGCUUAAACAGGCCUUUGAGCUCAUGAAUCAGAUCCGUCUGCAGUUUAAUUGGGACAGUUACGCACUUGGCCGUGCUCCGUGGAACACUAAUGUGUCCGUUUGUGUACUGCUUACAGACGCGACGACGUUGUCCAGUACAGAUGGUCUUAUUCAAGACGCACUGACUAUCGCGCCGUCCCACGCGGUGGGAGCGGAGCUCACGCGCGAACCAUUUCGAUGGGACCAGAGACUUUUUACGGUCGCUUUGAAACUCUCGGCCACUAUAAAUAGCGUCAAGGGACAACCUACAGUGCCUGCGGACUUGAUGGCGCUAAGUGAAGCUACAGGAGGAACACUUUACUUGCCCACGUCCAAAUCUGCAGUGGAGCAGAGUAUUGAUCAAAUCAUUUUAAAAGUGAAAGCAGGAGCUGUGGUGAAGUUCAAGUGUGAAACUAUGGACGGAGAAGCAGAGUUUCCGACAACGAGGAACAUUAUUGCACCCAUGCCAAGUGCAAAAGAGUUUUGCUGGCCUGUCGCGGAAGCGUUCUGGCUGGAUAGAAACACAGCUGCACUGCCGACAAGAGAGGCACAUCCGACGCUAGUGUAUUCUCGAACGGUCGAGAACGCGAUCGAGGCAGCCACGAGUCAUAUGUUGCUAGAUACGCUCAAGUUCCCGGCGGAUAGCUACAUGUUGGAGACAUCGAUUUGUCCAACUCCAAGUCGCGGACACCGAUGGCUGGUUUACAUUCAAGGCAGCAAAGGAGACGGACGAUUGGGAGAUCCUAUUGGCAUGCUUCGUGCACCUAGCUCGGGUCCUGGCAUUCAUUCUUCGAAUGCAGUGCUUGUGCUGCUGCCGUACAACUUCCCUAAGCUAUUCUCGCUUCUUGUAGAAGUCGCACGAGUGUAUCAAGCAAGCGGACAGAACAUUAAUUUGGUGUCAAGUAUGUGGAUGUUUCAGGCCAAAGCCAUGCCGUCCUCAUGGCGUGAGGCGUUUUCGUCGUAUCUUAGUGGAUGCCCAAUCUACUACUACGCUCCUUUGAAAAAGGCACUCCGCAAAUACAACUUGCAUGACAUGGUACCCGAGGUUCAGGACUCAGGAAGGAGCUACCAUAUCUCAAACUUUCUGAACCGCCUGCGAGAGCAGGCAAUUGUGGAGAGCGACAGCAACAACAAGUUGUUCUCGCGGGUAACUCGGGGCGAAAACACCAGCUUAGCGUCAGGUGCACGAAGCAGCGGCAUCCCCGAAUCGUCUCCAUCUGCGUCGCCCAUCGGAAGCAGAGAAAACAGAGCGAACCAGACUGACGCUACAUUGGAUGCUAUUGCGACGAUGUCGCUCCAAGAUUUGCGUGCCGCUUACAGAAAAAGCAAAGCGCUUUUUUUUGAAAAGCCAUCAAAGCUCCACUUUCAGGUAGCUCUUCCGCGCUCGACGGCAUCAAAAGACGAGGCGGCGCCAUUGAAGCUGGCGCCUAGUUGGCGUGCCGUGGAGGAAGACGAAAAGCAUCGCCAGCCUAUUGACGUAAUGAGUGACUACGAAUCGCGAUUGAUCAAGAAGGAGGCACUUCGCAAUCCUCUCGCUGAGGCUGAAGCGGACGAAGAUACUCCAACUGGGCUGCGACGGCGCCAAUUAUCUUUCAAUCUCGGUAACCCUUACAAAAAGAGUUCGUCCAAGGCGAGCAAUGUCUACCAAAAUGAAGCUGCAGACGAAGCAGCCGCACUGGAAGGUCAGUCUCCGAAGCGUCAGCGUACGCGCAAGCGGUCUUCUCAACUGAAGCGGGACAAAAAAUACUCAAAACGUUCUCACAGAAUGCAUGGCUCGCCGUCCUUCAAGUCAUCGCCUGGGUCGCCAUCUCACUCACCUAGCUCUCCUAUUUCGAGCAGUUCAUCGACAGUUUCGUCGCCAGGCCGAAGCGACAGUGGCGACUCGAUCAUGACCGACAGCUCGGGGUCAAACUACUCUGUAAAGGCUGAGGCUGCUCAGAUGCUGGGUAUCCCUCUUCACGACGGCGACUUCGUGGAGGACGAAAAGAGCGGAAGCUUUGUUCGAUUGGUUUAUGGUGUCUUGGCAGAAAAUUGGGAAUCGUGGAGUACUAUUAUCCGUCUUACCAAGGCGCGCUCGACAACGCAACAGGAAAAAGAGUUUGUUGUAAGUGGUCUACGUUCGAUGAAGGGUGGCCCAACAGCACGGAAAACGUAUAUUGAGCAAGCAAUUCAAUAUUCUAAGCAAUUUCGACAGAAGGCGCUGGAGCAGCAGCUGAGGCAGUUGCUGGAUGAAGUAAUGGCGUCAAAAUCUCAAGAGUCAACGCUCGAUGAAUCCAAGAGAGAAGCAGUGUAA
Peronospora farinosa is the source of this 2631-nucleotide messenger RNA. NCBI's taxonomy places the organism in Eukaryota, Oomycota, Peronosporomycetes, Peronosporales, Peronosporaceae. The record is from the annotation of a GenBank genome assembly.